Messenger RNA from Parnassius apollo (apollo), 726 nucleotides. Lineage: Eukaryota; Metazoa; Arthropoda; Insecta; Lepidoptera; Papilionidae. The record is from the annotation of a GenBank genome assembly.
AUGACAUUUGGCGCGUGGAAUGUGUGCACACUUAUUGACCGAGAAGAAAAUGUCCCCCCAGUGUGGAAAACUGUCAUUGUAGCUCGGGAACAAAGUCGCUAUAAUAUUGAUGUGGCUGCACUCAGCGAAACACACCUCCGCGAUGAAGGAGAGCUGGUAGAACACGGCAGCCUGUAUACUUUCUUUUGGAAAGGACUCGCUUCCUCAGAGCCACGAAGGUCUGGUGUAGGCUUUGCUGUCAAGAACUAUCUUGUUGCUCAACUACAAGAAUACCCUUUACAUGUAUUGGACCGCAUUACCACAUUGCGCCUUUACAUGGGACGUGAAAACUAUCUGAAUGUCAUCAGUGUCUACGCCCCUACGCUAGACAAGUCUAAUGAAAUUAAGGACAAAUUCCAAAAAUUGACGCGGUGCAUAGAUUGUAUCCGUCCAAGGGAGCAAAUCCUUCUCUUGGGCGACUUUAAUGCCCGAGUAGGACGAGAUUAUGACGCCUGGCCUAAAGUUCUGGGUAGACAUGGUGUUGGUAAAAUGAACAGCAGUGGCCAACUCUUGCUUAGUUUUUGUGCAAAAUUAGAUCUUCCAAUUAAAAAUACUAUGUUCAGACUACCUGCCAAGUACAAGGCAACGUGCAUCCACGUUCCACCAUCCAUAUCCACCCUAGAUCGAAGCAUUGAUACCUUAUCGAUUACGCUAUCGUGCGCCAAAAAGACAUCUCUCAAGUCCUAG